Hemibagrus wyckioides is the source of this 3774-nucleotide messenger RNA. RefSeq names its product RAP1, GTP-GDP dissociation stimulator 1 (gene rap1gds1). Gene Ontology annotation, cellular component: cytosol. Gene Ontology annotation, molecular function: guanyl-nucleotide exchange factor activity; protein binding. Lineage: Eukaryota; Metazoa; Chordata; Actinopteri; Siluriformes; Bagridae. The record is from RefSeq and is a predicted model, not a curated record. The transcript is spliced from 15 exons. Gene Ontology annotation, biological process: positive regulation of GTPase activity. Bases 402 to 2228 code for a protein of 608 amino acids.
UGAAAGCAGACUGCUCUCCGGCAGGAGGAAGUGCAUACUAGUACGCUGUGUUAUUUUCAUGUCCGUAUUGGUUCAUUUAUACGAAUAAACAUAUUUAUAUAUAUUUAUAUAUAUAUAACCGCAGAAAUCUGAUUAGCGGGGUGCUGGGAUUUUUUUCCGCACUGUCCGGAGAGCUUCCAAGGCUUAACUAAAUCGGAGUGGACAGUGUGUGUAGCUGGAGCAGCGUGGGUUAAGGUGGGCCUUGCCCGGAUAUCUGUCUUGACAAGCAAACUGAAAAGAGCACAGCGUUAUCCAAGCGUCACCUGCCUGCUAUAGGAGUUGAAAAUAUACAUAUAUAUAUAACGCAUUUAAGUUGGAGCUCUGAACCCAUAUACAAGAGGACCUACGACACCCUCGUGCAAAUGGCAGAUAACCUGGACGAAGCCCUGAAGUCACUGAAGCUCUCCUCAACGGACAGUGCGUCAGACAAUGUGGAGAGCUGCCUGGACUGCCUGCUCAAAGCUCUGGCCAAUAACAAUGUGGAAGCCAGUGGAAAGAUCCAGGAGAUGGGUGUUCUUCCAUUGAUGCCUACUUUAUUGGCCACACAGAACUCCUCCACACCCAAAGUAGCCAAUGUCAUAGCGGAGGUGGCCAAAAACGAAUUCAUGCGGAGUCCCUGUGUGGAGGCAGGCCUCAUCCCCCCACUGGUUCAGCUGCUCAACUGCAAGGACCAGGAGGUGCUGCUUCAGACGGGUCGAGCCCUGGGAAACAUCUGCUAUGACAGCCAUGAGGGCAGAAGUGCAGUACACGAAGCGGGCGCUGCUCAGAUAGUAGCAGAGCACAUUAAGGCUCUGGCCCAUAACACUGACCCGGCCACCGGGAAGCUCUUGACUGUCUUUUGUGGCAUGCUGAUGAACUAUAGCAAUGAUAAUGACACAUUGCAGGCCCAGCUGAUUAGCAUGGGAGUCAUCCCCACCUUGGUGAAGCUUCUUGGAGUCCAUGCGCAUAACACAGCACUCACAGAAAUGUGCCUCAUUGCUUUCGGAAACCUGGCAGAAUUGGAAUCAAGUAAGGAGCAGUUUGCCGCUACAAAUAUCGCCGAGGAGCUAGUGAGACUUUUCCGUAAGCAAGCGGAACAUGAAAAGAAGGAGAUGAUCUUUGAGGUGCUGGCUCCUCUGGCUGAGAACGAUGUUAUAAAGCUGCAGCUGGUCGAGGCUGGUCUGGUGGAGUGUCUGCUGGACGUUGUGGCUCAGACGGUGGACAGUGACCGAGAGGAAGACCUGGCUCAACUCAAAACAGCGUCUGACCUCAUGGUGCUACUGCUGCUGGGAGAUGAAUCCAUGCAAAAGUUGUUUGAGGGAGGUAAAGGUAGUGUGUUCCAGAAGGUUCUCUCUUGGGUUCCAUCCAACAACCACCAGCUCCAGCUAGCUGGGGCUCUGGCUAUCGCUAAUUUCGCCCGCAAUGAUGGGAACUGCAUCCACAUGGUAGACACGGGAAUUGUGCAGAUGCUGUUGGACCUGUUGGACAGACAUGUUGAGGAGGGGAAUGUAACUGUGCAGCAUGCAGCCCUCAGUGCCCUGAGGAACCUGGCAAUCCCCGUGGUGAACAAGUCUAAGAUGCUUUCAGCUGGAGUGUCUGACGUGGUGUUGAAGUUUCUCCAAUCAGAAAUGCCACCAGUUCAGUUCAAGCUGCUGGGAACUUUAAGAAUGCUUAUCGACACGCAAGUGGAUGCUGCUGAACAGUUGGGAACAAACCGUAAGCUGGUAGAGAGGCUGGUAGAAUGGUGUGAGGCCAAAGACCACGCAGGGGUGAUGGGAGAGUCGAACCGCCUGCUCUCUGCGCUGAUCCGACACAGCAAGUCAAAGGAAGUGGUACGGACGGUCAUUCAGUGUGGGGGUGUAAAGCACUUGGUGACCAUGGCAACGAGCGAGCACAUGAUCAUGCAGAACGAAGCGCUGGUGGCUUUGGGUCUCAUAGCAGCACUGGAUUUGGAUUCAGCAGAGAAGGAUUUUGUGGGAGCCACACUGGUGCAGGUUCUACAUAAGCUGCUGACAGAAGAGAAGAGCGCUCCUGAGAUCAAAUACAACUCCAUGAUCCUCAUCUGCUCUGUCAUGGGCUCAGAACCUCUACAUAAAGAAGUACAGAGCCUGGCUUUCAUCGAUGUGGUGUCCAAACUACGCUCCCAUGAGAACAAAACGGUGGCCCAUCAGGCCUCGCUAACAGAACAGAGGCUAACGGCGCAGAGCUAAAAGACUCUUUCUAGACACAGCACACACUCCAUCCACUCUCUGCCUGCCAGCCCUCCUUAUACACACUCUCCUACGAAUCCCACCGUUUCCCUCUGUCAUGUGCCAAGGUAUCCAGUCCCACUCUGGCUUAUCCUCCUUGCUAUAACGUCCCCUCUACUCACCCAGCUCGUUUCACGCAUGCGUUCAACACUUCGUAGGACAUCGUAGACUGCCUUCUGCAAUAGGUUGUGCGAGCGAGACAGGGACCGUGCAACACUUAUAAAAAAAAGACCAUAGCUGUGAUUAAACGAAGCGUUUGCAUCUCAUUGAGGAAGACGAGAAAAAAAAAACAGACUAGACAAUAACUACAUGAGGGCUAGAGGAGAAACUAGCGCAGCCAUAUGUUCAUGCCGUGUAAAACACACGUGUUCUGUGUAGCUUGAAUACCUGCUGAUUUUGACACCUGCAUGUUUUUUUUUUUUUUUUUAAGUAGUCUAAUUUAAUGGUGUGUCUGUGUUCAGCUAGCCAGACCUCGCUCUUUACAAUACACUCCUCCCCUUUAAUAUAUAUAUAUAUAUAUAUAUAUAUAUAUACACACACACGAAUACCUGCCUUUGACAUGUUCAAGUAGAGAUCAAAUGUGUUUGUACUGUAUGUGGGAAUCACAGGACCAGAGAGAGACCUCCUUACAUUUUAAUCCCCCCUCAUGGUCCUAGUGCCACUCAUGUUCAUUCCAUGAGUCCAGUUCAUUUCACCAGUCCACUUUCCCACAACGAGCUUAUUCCAUAUCACUAGUCUGUUAAAUUUUGAAACAGAUUACUACUGUCAUAUGGAUAUGAAUAGCGUCUUGUUAACAAUUAACUAAGUAUUUCUAUUCGCUGCCCUUUGUCAAAGAGCUGCAUACACUUAGUCAGGAUAGUGAAAUUGUUCAAUGACAGUACAAUGUUAAUACCUUUCUGCUAUAAUGAUCUGUUGGGAUACAGCACACUGUUUAACAUGUCUGCUGUUACAGCAGGUAUAAUAACUCAAACAGACAUGGGUCAUUACAGGUCCAUAUAUAAAUAAUGCAAUCAUGUCAAGUGUCAAGAAUGGACUCAGACAAGUCGGUGUGUGUGAGUGUUUUAUGUACUGAGGUGGUUGAAAUACUGCCAACAGUUCCAUAAUCCAUGACCCUGGCAUUGAGUAACAACCUAUUCUGAGUGUCUUAGAUAAUGUGCUCUCUUGAGUGCUCUCUAUCCAAGGUGUACAUUUGAUACUGUGGUACAUUUUUAUUUCCUGAGCUUGAUUUUGCAUGUGUACAGGUUUGUCUUUUAACAAUCCACCGAGUAUCACAAAACAUGCAUUUCCACUGCAUGUUGGGAUACCGUACCACUCUGAUGUGGCCACUUUAUGUUCGGUAAAUGUUAUUUAUCAGAUUUGUAACCUUGAGGAACCACUCAGCAAUCCAAUAUAUCUAUAUUAACUGCAUUACAGAUAUUUAAACUCGACUAGUUGUUGUAAAUGUCACUGAAUAAUUGUACAUUUGGAAGAUAGAAAAUGAUUAUUAAAGACAAUUGCUGGCGAUGGA